Messenger RNA from Biomphalaria glabrata, 1049 nucleotides. RefSeq names its product galactosylgalactosylxylosylprotein 3-beta-glucuronosyltransferase 1-like. The coding region runs from base 1 to 951 and encodes 316 amino acids. Gene Ontology annotation, cellular component: Golgi membrane. The record is from RefSeq and is a predicted model, not a curated record. Lineage: Eukaryota; Metazoa; Mollusca; Gastropoda; Planorbidae. Gene Ontology annotation, molecular function: galactosylgalactosylxylosylprotein 3-beta-glucuronosyltransferase activity. Gene Ontology annotation, biological process: chondroitin sulfate proteoglycan biosynthetic process; carbohydrate metabolic process. The transcript is spliced from 6 exons.
AUGGGAUAUAAGACAAAAGCUGACCCUGUCAGACUUGGAGAGUCAGAGCUUGAAGAGUUGGGAGACCAAGGACUAGUGGUCAAUGUUUUCAACGAGAAAGUUUCUGUGUCUAGCUGUCAUUACCUUGAUUGUUCUAUUGAAAACAAACGUGAUUACGAAACGAUUGAUGCACGUUCGUUGAAAUCAUUGUCCAUUAUCUAUGUCAUCACUCCAACAUAUGCAAGGCUGGAACAGAAGGCAGAACUAACAAGAUUUAGCCAUACUCUGCUCCAUGUGCCAAAUAUUCACUGGAUCGUCAUCGAAGACUCCCCUGAAAAAACAGUUUUAGUGCAGAACUUUCUCAAUAGGACUAGAAUACAUUCUACACAUCUGUACGCCGCCACGCCUUCAGAGUAUAAAAUGAAACGAACAGAUCCCCACUCGCUAAAGCCCCGAGGCGUGCUACAACGCAAUGCUGCACUAGACUGGCUGAGAGAAAACACAUCUCCUGAUGAUGAUGGUGUUGUGUAUUUCGCUGAUGAUGACAAUACAUAUAGUUUACAAAUUUUUAAAGAAAUGAGAAACACAACAAAAGUAUCAAUCUGGCCUGUAGGUCUUGCUGCAAAUUUGCGCUAUGAACGUCCUAAAGUGACAAAUGGGAAGGUAACAGGUUGGUACACUCAUUUUAAACCCAAUCGACCUUUUGCAACGGACAUGGCCGGCUUCGCCAUUAAUCUCAAUCUAAUUCACCAACAUCCAGAAGCAAAAUUUUCAAAUACUUUUGCUGCAGGAUGCCAAGAAUCCACAUUUCUGACUUUGUUUAACUUGACACUGAAUGAUUUAGAGCCUAAAGCUAACAUGUGCUCUGAAGUUCUAGUUUGGCACACGAGAACAGAGAAAAGUAAAACUCCAUUUGAAGAAUUGAUGGUCAAACUGUAUGGCGCUGACGCAUAUCCAAACAUUGAAGUUUGACAUAUUCUACAAAUUAAUGUUAAAUUUAGAUUGAUUUAUUUAUGACGAUUUUUUUUAUUAAUUUAGUUUAAUCUUUUUUAUUUUAGUUACAUUUUUUA